AUGCAUCGACUUUUUGCUGAGCUGGAGCCAUCUUUAACCGUCACAGAGCAAAACCUGGCAGACCGAGUUCGGUAUAUCUUGCGCUCAAAUAUAUUUGAUGUCGCCGAACUCGAACGGCUACGACGUGAGGCUGUUCCCUCGUCGGAUGAGAAUGCUACGGCUGAGGAUGCGGCGCCACAAAUGGUAGAGCAACCCGCAAACGUGGAUGCCGCCGUGAAUACCCCAGUUGUGGUUGAUUCAAACGAUGAUGGAACAGUCGCCCAGGAACUGGAAUUAGAGCAUAUGAGGAGUAUAUUGGAAGAGGCGAUUGUGGAAACGCGCAGUACGCCUCUCGAAAAUCGACCGCGACUUCCCCGCAUAGCCCUAAGCAAGCGGAAUCGGGCUGUCGUGAGGGCUCUGAACCCAAUGCUGGUUACCUAUUUGGAAGCCAGCCGGGACCUUUGCGAGACGGACUCAAUUCUUUUUGGCGCCGCGCUGGCAGUCUGCCGUAUCAUAGGCGCCAAGGUUUCCACGGCUGGACGCGCUACUGGCCAUAGUAGCGCUAUCCCAGCAUGGAGAAGAAGAAUUGAGGAACGUAUCGCAAAGGCUAGAGCUCUCAUCGGCAGACUGAUAUGCUUCAGAUCAGGCAACAACAGGCCAAGAAUUGUGCGCACCGUCAGGAUGGCGUUUGCUGGGACAAAUGUCAGUUUGUCCCAGCCGGAUAUAACGCAAAAACUGACGGAGCGCAUAGAUGAUCUGAAGCAGAGAAUCGCUGCUUGGGGAAAACGGAUUCGGCGAUAUACCGAGAGGUCGACACGGUUCAACCAGAAUCGUCUCUUCCAGAGUGAUCAGAAGAGGCUCUAUGAAUCAUUGGAGCGACCAAUGGUAAGUGGAACGGGUCCAGCACCGAAUCAGGCCGCCACUGUAGCAUUCUGUCGCGGCCUGUGGUCAGAGCCCGUAAACCACAGCGAGGGCCCUUGGACGGAAGUUGUGGCGAGUCAGUGUGCGGGUAUUACGCCCAUGGACCCCGUCAUCAUAACGCCGGAUGACGUAGCUGAGGCGGUUCGUAGGGCCCCGAACUGGAAAAGUCCGGGGCUUGACGGGCUGCAUCACUACUGGCUGAAGGGGUUCAUGGUGUGUCACUCUGUGCUCGCCCGACAGUUUCAAGAGGCUCUCAACCAGAAGUCGCUCCCAAGCCUCUUCACUACUGGGAUCACUCAUUUAGUUCCUAAAGACCAGGGUACCACAGACCCGAGCAAAUACCGCCCCAUCACUUUGCAUACGAGCACAGAUACUGUAGUUCUUAAUUGCUACAUCUAUCCAUCAUUAAGAAAGAAUGAAAACUUUACUGAAAUGUCUUCGGAAGAAGACGUCUUCAGUGCAGCCGAGGACGGUGCAUGA
Molecule: messenger RNA, 1380 nt
Organism: Parnassius apollo (apollo)
Lineage: Eukaryota; Metazoa; Arthropoda; Insecta; Lepidoptera; Papilionidae
Source: the annotation of a GenBank genome assembly